GGAAGAUACGCACACGCAUAGACCCACUCACCAUCACACACCUCACAUCCUACAGAGGAGGUCCCAUCCUGCGACUGGCACCCUGACCAACACCACCCAUCUUCGUGCAGGUCAUGGCGUCCUUCCUGAGCACAGCAGCCUCCUACCUCGGUCGCACCACCCUCGCAUCAAACUACACAGUCGACUCUUCCUCACCACCUCUACAAUGCGGCAACUGGAGGAUCACCCGCGCCGUCCGCAACAGCAGCAGCUCUGCCUUGAGCUCUGCCGCCGCCUCCUCGUCGUCGACUGGCGCAGCAGGGCCCUCGGCAGCAGGCGGAGGAUCACAGACAAUGGUGAAUAAUCCUUCGGCGGAUUUGGGGGCGGGGAAAGGGGUGGUGAGCAUUUGGGAGGCAAAACUCGAAGCCAGGGGGUCGGCGAGGCAAUUAGUCGUCGAGAUGCUCAAGAAGGAGGCAUCGACCCUCACUCGCCUGCGUCACCCGUGCAUCCUGUCCGUGGUAGAGCCAGUGGAGGAAACACGCGGAGCUCUCACGUUUGCGACUGAGCCCGUCGUAGCCUCUCUACAUCAAGCAGUCCUCGCCAGCGAGUCGGCAGGCAGAGCCUCAGCGGAGGUAGCUCUGGACGAGGUGGAAAUCCAAAAGGGGCUACUACAAGUCGCCCGCGGUCUGGAAUUUCUACAUCAGGCUGGCAUGGUACAUGGUAAUCUCGACUCGAAUGCCAUUGUCAUCAACGCAAAGGGAGACUGGAAGCUGUGCAGCUUUGGUUUCUUGACUCCUCUCAAGCAGCCCGAUGGCACUCUCACGCCCUAUCGUCAUCCAGACUAUGAUCCCACACUACCACCUUCUCUUUCGGUCAAUUUUGACUACCUGGCGCCCGAGUACGCCUUGGACGAGAAGCGUGAGCCGGCAAAUGACCUGUACUCCCUGGGUUGCGUCGUCUUUGCCGUGCACUCGAGGGGUAGUCCUCCCUUCCGGAAUAGGAAUUCACUCACGAAUCUCCGCAGCAACGUCGAUGGCCUUUCUACUGCUGCCGAGUCCGCCGAUUGGCGACGCUUGGGCAAAGACGUAGUGGAGCUUCUCUCUUCUCUCCUCACUCGUUUUCCAGGCAGUCGCUACACUGCUGUGAGCUUCCAAAAGGCAGGCUACUUCAAUAACAUUCUCGUCUCCACACUCAAGUUCCUUGAGCGCGAGUCCUUCAGCGGCAGGACGAAAGAGGAGCGAGUGCAAUUCCUCAAGGGCCUGCUAGGCGUCUUGCCACAAUUUUCUGAUCGACUACUGAGGCGCAAGGUGCUCCCGGCUCUGCUAGAACUGAUGAGCGAUCGAUCUCUCCUGCCAUUUAUCCUGCCGAAUGUCUUCCACAUUGCAAAGACGCUUUCCAGCAUCGAGUUCAGCUCGUCGGUACUGCCUCGCUUGCAGCCUCUCUUUACCGUACAGGACCCGCCGCAGACGCAGUUGAUGCUGUUGGAUCAGAUUGAGCUGUUCGUCUCAAAGACGUCUCCGCCAGUCUUUCGAGAAGGCGUGACGCCCCUACUCUAUUCUUCGUUAGAGACAGAGCAGGCGCAGGUCCAGGAGCGCGCCCUGCAAAAGGUUCCCCGCCUCUGCGAGGUCUUGGAGUACUCCCACGUCAAGGAAGUGUUGUUCCCGAAGAUUGCAGUGCUCUUCUCUAAGACCAAGAUCCUGAGCGUAAAAGUGAACACGCUCAUCUCAUUCCAUCACAUGAUACCCAUUCUUGACAAGCACACACUCACGGAGAAGCUCGUCCCUCUCCUCUCACGCAUCAAAACCCGCGAGCCCUCUGUCAUGAUCGCCACACUCGCAGUGCACGAGUCGCUCGCCUCAAAAGUGGACCGCGAGACACUCGCCAUCCACAUCAUCCCGCAACUUUGGAUCAUGUCCAUGGGUCCUCUCCUCUCUGCGGACCAAUUCGAAAAGUUUGUUAGGGCGGCGAGAGAGAUGGGAGAUAAAGUCGCCAAGGAGCAUCUCGCUCAUCUGAAGGAGAUGAAGCGGAUGCAGGAGCACAGCGAGUCGUACGCUGGGAACGGUCCAGAUGACGCACUUGGUAGUACUGGUGGCGGUGGUGGUAGUAGCUCAGGAGAUGUCGACUUUGCCACACUCGUAGGUAGUGGCAAGGACAGCGGCACGGGCGUCGUGGCGAGGGACGUGGGGAAAGUGCCCGCAAGCAACGGUACCGGUAGCGGCAACGGUAUGGCCUCUUUCGAUCCCUUUGCCUUCGACGACCUACCUCCCGCCUCUUCGAGUCCAAUGGGCGGUACGCCAGCUGCGCUCACCCCAGCACACACCGGCAGCGGCACCGCAUCCAUAACACCAGCGCCGUACCUCCGGCCCGGUCCUCGUCCUUCGGCUGGGUCUGCCUCAAACAGCUUCGCGGGCUCCUCUUCCACGGCAUCGCUACCAACACUCGCUGCUCCUCCACUUGGGGGAGGCGCGAAAGCCUCCACGGGUCUCACACCUGCCAUUCGCUCUGCGGGGCUCAGCUCACCCUCGCUCACGCCAAGUAGAAGUGCCGCGACACCUCCGCCGGGAUGGACUUCAGGUGGGACGCUUGUCCCUUCCUCUGCUUCUUCAGCAUCGCGGUCAAACCUGGGCGCGAGCGCGCCUAUCACUGCAUCUGCCUCUCCAGGGACGGGGCCGAAUUACAACAUCUCCCUGCCGCCAGCAUCGAACUUUGGACAGCUCACCAGCACCAACAACGGCAGCGGUAGCAGCAGCGGUGGGCCGAACGGAGGCUCAACCGCUCUUAUGAUGAACGGUAGCGGUCUCCCGCCUUUGCUGCCGCAGACAUCGUCUCUGAAUCUUACUUCACCACAAGCUCAGACGUCGCUGUACACGCCUAACCCUCAGCAGCAGCAGCAGCAACAACAACAACAACAAGGCCCCCCAGGAUGGGGAGGGAGUGUGCUUCAGCCCUCCAAACCUGCGAAUAAGGCGGGCGGAACGGCGGCAGGCUCACAGGGACAGUGGGGGGAGUUUGACCCGUUCGCGUAGACCAGGUCAAUCAGUUGAUCAUUCAGCGACAUGCGUGCGUGCUAAGGUUGGACGGCAUUGUAGUGUAGUCAGGCGUUCGUCAUCGUUGUUGGCGAAAACAGUGCGGCUUUUAUACCAUCUGCGGCAUUUCAUCGUCGUCCUCUUUGCUCUUCCCCGCCCUUCUCUCGCUCGGGGGCAGAGUGUCCUUGCCUGCCUGUUUGCGUGUCUGGCGGAGCUACUAUCAGCCGGUUAAGCAGCCGGAG
This is a messenger RNA of Microstroma glucosiphilum, 3247 nucleotides long. RefSeq lists its product as hypothetical. The transcript is spliced from 4 exons. The record is from RefSeq and is a predicted model, not a curated record. The coding region runs from base 114 to 3005 and encodes 963 amino acids. NCBI's taxonomy places the organism in Eukaryota, Fungi, Basidiomycota, Exobasidiomycetes, Microstromatales, Microstromataceae. Gene Ontology annotation, biological process: protein phosphorylation. Gene Ontology annotation, molecular function: ATP binding; protein kinase activity.